AUGAAUCUACCCUACAAAUGGCCCACAAGCCAAAAAGGGACCCACCGGUCCUCCUCCCCCCUGGGGAGCUCACUGGCCAGCACCGCACAGGGCCCACCGGUCCUCCUCCCCCCUGGGGAGCUCGCUGGCCAGCACCGCACAGGACCCACCGGUCCUCCUCCCCCCUGGGGAGCUCGCUGGCCGGCACCGCACAGGACCCACCGGUCCUCCUCCCCCCUGGGGAGCUCGCUGGCCAGCACCGCAGAGGACCCAACGGUCCUCCUCCCCUCUGGGGAGCUCGCUGGCCAGCACCGCACAGGACCCACCGGUCCUCCUCCCCCCUGGGGAGCUCGCUGGCCAGCACCGCACAGGACCCACCGGUCCUCCUCCCCCCUGGGGAGCUCGCUGGCCAGCACCGCAGAGGACCCAACGGUCCUCCUCCCCUCUGGGGAGCUCGCUGGCCAGCACCGCACAGGACCCACCGGUCCUCCUCCCCCCUGGGGAGCUCGCUGGCCAGCACCGCACAGGACCCAACGGUCCUCCUCCCCCCUGGGGAGCUCGCUGGCCAGCACCGCACAGGACCCACCGGUCCUCCUCCCCACUGGGGAGCUCGCUGGCCAGCACCUCACAGGACCCACCGGUCCUCCUCCCCCCUGGGGAGCUCGCUGGCCAGCACUGCACAGGACCCACUGGUCCUCCUCCCCCCUGGGGAACUCGCUGGCCAGCACCGCACAGGACCCACCGGUCCUCCUCCCCCCUGGGGAGCUCGCUGGCCAGCACCGCACAGGACCCACCGGUCCUCCUCCCCCCUGGGGAGCUCGCUGGCCAGCACCGCACAGGACCCACCGGUCCUCCUCCCCCCUGGGGAGCUCGCUGGCCAGCACCGCACGGGAGCGCAUGGGGUUGUGCCAAUUGUUUGCCGCAGUCUUUCUUCGCCGAUGGUCUCUCAUGGCGACCCAAAGCUAUGAUUUUGCCAACCUGCUGGUGCCAACUGCCGCUGGACGAGCCCCUGGUUAUUGCACGCCACUGGCGAUGUCGUAG
Molecule: messenger RNA, 1020 nt
Organism: Closterium sp. NIES-65
Lineage: Eukaryota; Viridiplantae; Streptophyta; Zygnematophyceae; Desmidiales; Closteriaceae
Source: the annotation of a GenBank genome assembly